This is a messenger RNA of Solanum stenotomum, 5925 nucleotides long. RefSeq lists its product as uncharacterized. The record is from RefSeq and is a predicted model, not a curated record. Bases 1 to 5925 code for a protein of 1974 amino acids. Gene Ontology annotation, molecular function: zinc ion binding; nucleic acid binding. NCBI's taxonomy places the organism in Eukaryota, Viridiplantae, Streptophyta, Magnoliopsida, Solanales, Solanaceae. Gene Ontology annotation, biological process: DNA integration. The transcript is spliced from 14 exons.
AUGGAUUUCUCUUCUUCAUCAAUAGAUAUCGAAUCAACUCUUCCAAGCUGGGGUUUUUCAUUUAUAACUGUGAACAAGUUUCCUGAGGCGCUUAAUGAUGUUGAGCGGAAAUUUGGAGAAGAUAGCAUAAAUGCUACAUCUCUAGGAUAUGGAAUUGGAAACAUCAUUUCAAUGGGGGACAACUCUGCAAAGGAAAAAAACUUCAGCAAUCCUACAAACAACACAAUCAACAAUGUGAAUGGUGAUAAGGAUGGUGUUGCCUCUAGGAUCCCAACUCCUAAUGCCAUGAGUGAUUUCUGCGUUGGCAAGCCGCGUCGGGGUACUAGAAGUUCUUUCCAGAACAAGUUUAGUGAGGCGCUUAAUGAUGUUGAGCGGAAAUCUGGAGAAGAUAGCAUAAAUGCUACAUCUCUAGGAUAUGGAAUUGGAAACAUCAUUUCUAUGGGGGACAACUCUGCAAAGGAAAAAAACUCCAUCAAUCCUACAGACAACACAAUCAACAAUGUGAAUGGUGAUAAGGAUGGUGUUGCCUCUAGGAUCCCAACUCCUAAUGCCAUGAGUGAUUUCUGCGUUGGCAAGCCGCGUCGGGCGACAGCUCUUGGCAUUCAAAAAGCUCGAUACUUGCUAUUCAAUGUUGGAGCACUGCAUCUGAAAUACUUGAGAAUGAACAAGUUUCCUGAGGCGCUUAAUGAUGUUGAGCGGAAAUUUGGAGAAGAUAGCAUAAAUGCUACAUCUCUAGGACAUGGAAUUGGAAACAUCAUUUCUAUGGGGGACAACUUUGCAAGGGAAAAAAACUUCAUCAAUCCUACAAACAACACAAUCAACAAUGUGAAUGGUGAUAAGGAUGGUGUUGCCUCUAGGAUCCCAACUCCUAAUGCCAUGAGUGAUUUCUGCGUUGCCAAGCCGCGUCGAGUCAGGUACCCCGGAUCAGCAUCCUGCACGUCGUUGAUCCAGCUGAGCACUCCAGAGUCAGUGGUGAGCCUCCUUGCAUUCCGGAGGACUCAAUUAUUUUGUGUUCUUAGUUUUUGUUUUAUUAGGAUGUUGCGGGGUCUGUCCCAACAUCCAUCUCAGUAUUUUAGAGGCUUCAUAGACAGACAAGUUGGUAGAGGGCGUCUUCCUAGACGUUAUGUUGAUGAGCAAGAGUUACCCUAUGCACCGGGAGUGCAAGAUCAAGGGGAAGUUUCUAAUGCCGAGUUCAGAGAGGCAAUUAGAAUGUUGAGUCAAGCUGUAGCAAAUCAGAUUGGUCAGCAAAGAGGAGCUCGACAUGAAGGAGCUGACACUUCAAGGAUUCGUGAGUUCUUGGGGAUGAAUCCUCCGAGUUUCAUGGGUUCGAGCACUACUGAGGAUCCAGAGGAUUUCAUUGAGGAGUUGAAGAAGAUUUUUGAUGUGAUGCAUGUGGCAGAUAUUGAGCGGUGGAAAGGGGGCAGAGCUGAGAAUGCACCACCUACAAGUUGGGCCGAUUUUGAGGAAGCUUUCUUGGGUUUGAAGUUCACACAAUUAUCCCGCUAUGCUCCGGAGAUGGUUGCGGACAUGAGGAAUAGAAUGAGCUUGUUUGUUGCUGGGUUGUCUCGGUUGUCGAGCAAGGAAGGUAGGGCUGCAAUGCUUAUCGGGGACAUGGACAUAUCAAGGUUGAUGGUUUAUGUGCAGCAGGUUGAGGAAGAGAAGCUGAGGGACAGAGAAGAGUUCAGAAAUAAGAGAGCUAAGAUCGGGAACGAGUCCGGGCAGCAGAGAGGUAAUUCAAACCGUCCCUCCUUUCAGCAAAGGCAAAAGGGACCUGCUCCAUCAUUUGCUAGAGCACCUGCACCCAGAUACAGAGGUGAAUUUAAUGUUCAGAAUUCGAAGGACUUCAGGGCUAGACCAGCACAAUCUUCGGGUAGUGUGGCGCAAGGGAGUAGUAAGCCUCCUGUUUGCGCCAAAUGUGGUAGGAACCACUCAGGUAUUUGUCGAGAUGGCUCCAUUGGUUGUUUCAGGUGUGGUCAGAAUGGACAUUUCAUGCGAGAGUGUCCAAAGAAUAGGCAGGGUAAUGGAAGCAAUAAAGCACAGUCUUCUUCAGUUGUUCCACCAGACAGGACGGCACCUAGAGGAGCUACUUCUAGUACAGGUGGAGGAGCAAACCGCCUUUAUGCUAUCACCAGUCGCCAUGAGCAAGAGAAUUCUCCGAAUGUUGUCACUGGUAUGAUCAAAGUCUUUGCUUUUGAUGUGUAUGCUUUGCUAGACCCAGGAGCGAGUUUAUCUUUUGUAACUCCUUAUGUUGCAAAUCAGUUUGAGGUUCUUCCUGAAAGACUUUGUGAACCCUUUUGUGUUUCUACACCUAUUGGGGAGUCUAUUCUAGCGGAAAGAGUUUAUCGUGAUUGUCCUGUUUCUAUCAAUCACAAGAGCACCAUGGUUGAUUUGGUUGAGUUAGACAUGGUAGAUUUUGAUGUCAUUCUAGGUAUGGAUUGGCUUCAUGCUUGUUAUGCAUCGAUAGAUUGUAGAACUCGAGCAGUCAAGUUUCAGUUUCCGAAUGAGCCAGUCAUAGAGUGGAGUAGCAGUUCAGCAGUGCCUAAGGGUCGUUUUAUUUCGUACCUUAAGGCAAGAAAGUUAGUUUCGAAGGGUUGUAUCUAUCACUUAGUCCGAGUUCAUGAUUCUAGUGUUGAGAUACCUCAUUUCCAGUCAGUUCCUAUAGUAAGAGAGUUUCCAGAAGUGUUUCCUGAUGAUCUACCCGGAAUUCCUCCUGAGAGAGAGAUAGAUUUCGGCAUAGAUCUCAUUCCAGAUACUCGUCCUAUCUCUAUUCCGCCAUAUAGAAUGGCACCAGCAGAGUUGAAAGAGUUGAAAGAGCAGUUGAAAGAUCUCCUAGAAAAGGAUUACCGCCAGUUGAACAAGGUUACCAUCAAGAACAAGUACCCUCUUCCGAGGAUUGAUGAUCUUUUCGAUCAGCUUCAGGGUGCCACUUGUUUUUCAAAGAUUGACCUCCGAUCAGGCUAUCAUCAGUUAAGGGUAAGGGAAUGUGAUAUCCCAAAGACAGCUUUCAGAACCAGGUAUGGUCAUUAUGAGUUUUUGGUCAUGUCCUUUGGUUUGACUAAUGCGCCUGCAGCUUUCAUGGAUUUGAUGAAUAGAGUCUUCAAACCUUAUUUAGAUAUGUUUGUUAUUGUCUUUAUUGAUGAUAUACUAGUCUAUUCAAGGAAUGAAGAAGAUCAUGCUAGUCAUCUCAGAGAAGUUCUUCAGACUUUGAAAGACAAGGAGUUGUAUGCUAAGUUCUCUAAGUGUGAGUUUUGGCUUAAGUCUGUGGCAUUCCUAGGCCACAUUGUGUCCGGUGAUGGAAUUAAAGUUGAUACUCGGAAGAUUGAGGCAGUGCAGAAUUGGCCUAGACCCACAUCUCCAACUGAAAUUAGGAGUUUCUUGGGAUUAGCUGGCUAUUAUAGAAGGUUUGUUGAAGGGUUCUCGACUAUUGCAUCUCCUUUGACAAAGUUGACUCAGAAGGCAGUGAAAUUUCAAUGGUCUGAAGCUUGUGAGAAAAGCUUUCAGGAAUUGAAAAAGAGAUUGAUUACAGCUCCAGUUUUGACGCUACCAGAAGGUACUCAAGGAUUUGUGGUGUAUUGUGAUGCAUCUAGAGUUGGUUUGGGUUGUGUCUUAAUGCAGAAUGGCAAAGUUAUAGCUUAUGCCUCCAGACAGUUGAAGGUUCAUGAGAGGAACUACCCAACCCAUGACUUAGAGCUAGCUGCUGUAGUAUUUGCUUUGAAGAUAUGGCGUCAUUACUUGUAUGGUGUGCAUGUCGACAUAUUCACUGAUCACAAGAGCCUUCAAUAUGUGCUUACUCAGAAAGAGCUUAACCUCAGACAGAGGAGGUGGUUAGAGUUACUCAAGGAUUAUGACCUGAGUGUUCUUUACCACCCAGGUAAGGCUAAUGUUGUUGCUGAUUCUUUGAGCAGGUUGUCUAUGGGUAGCACCGCCCAUAUUAAAGAAGGAAGGAGAGAGUUAGCAAAAGAUGUGCACAGACUGGCAUGCCUGGUAGUCAGAUUUACAGAUUCCGCAGAAGGAGGAAUAGCGGUGACGAGCAGGGCCGAGUCAUCAUUAAUGUCAGAAGCAAGUGUUCAGAAGCAAAGAGUAUUAACUUUUGAACAAGGGGGAGAUGGUGUAUUGAGAUAUCAGGGUAGAAGGUGUGUACCUAUGGUAGAUAGACUCCAAGAGAGGAUUUUGGAGGAAGCUCAUAGCUCCAGAUAUUCUGUUCAUCCAGGUUCCACCAAGAUGUAUCGUGAUUUGCGUGAAGUUUAUUGGUGGAAUGGCAUGAAGAAGGGCAUUGCUGAGUUUGUUGCUGCGUGUCCAAAUUGCCAACAAGUGAAAGUUGAGCACCAAAGGCCCGGUGGUUUGGCUCAAAGGAUAGAACUUCCAGAGUUGAAGUGGGAGAUGAUCAAUAUGGAUUUCAUCACAGGGUUGCCGAGGUCUCGCAGACAGCAUGAUUCUAUUUGGGUAAUUGUCGACAGAAUGACAAAGUCAGCUCAUUUUCUACCGGUAAAGACUACCAAUACAGCAGAAGAUUAUGCCAAGUUGUACGUUCAGGAGAUAGUGAGACUUCAUGGGGUCCCAAUCUCCAUUAUUUCAUAUAGAGGUGCACAGUUUACUGCACAGUUCUGGAAAUCUUUUCAGAAGGGCUUGGGUUCAAAGGUGAACUUAAGUACAGUCUUUCACCCUCAGACUGAUGGGCAAGCAGAGCGCACUAUUCAGACCUUAGAGGAUAUGUUGAGGGCUUGUGUAAUCGAUUUCAAAGGGAAUUGGGAUGAUCACCUACCCCUCAUUGAGUUUGCCUACAACAACAGUUAUCACUCUAGCAUCCAGAUGGCUCCAUAUGAGGCUCUUUAUGGGAGAAGAUGUAGAUCUCCUAUUGGAUGGUUUGAAGUUGGUGAAGCACAAUUGAUAGGAUCAGAUUUAGUUUACCAAGCUAUGGAGAAAGUGAAAGUGAUUCAAGAGAGGUUGAAAACAGCACAGAGUCGUCAGAAAUCCUACACUGAUGUUAGGAGAAGGGCAUUAGAGUUUGAAGUAGAUGAUUGGGUAUAUUUGAAGGUUUCACCCAUGAAAGGCGUUAUGAGGUUUGGUAAGAAGGGGAAACUCAGUCCCCGGUAUAUUGGACCUUACCGCGUAGCCAAGAGGAUUGGCAAUGUUGCUUAUGAGUUGGAGUUACCACAGGAGCUAGCAGCGGUUCAUCCGGUUCCUAUUCAAAUCUUGGAUCGUCAAACUCGUAGGUUGAGAACGAAAGAUGUAGCCUCAGUUAAGGUCCUUUGGAGGAACCAAUUCGUUGAGGAAGCUACUUGGGAAGCCGAAGAAGACAUGAAGAAGAGAUAUCCAUAUCUCUUUGAGUCCGCAGAUCAAGCUCAGGGUGAUUUAGUAGUAGUUCCAGUUAUGGUAGCGAAGUUUGUGGAGCGAUCUUUCCAACGCCACCGAUCUUUCCAAAGUAAGUUCCCUAAUGUGCUUAAUGAUGUUGAUGCUCUAACUGAUGGAGAGAUGAGUAGCGGAACUUCCUUGAGUUACGAACAGAAGUACGCUCAUCAAUCUUUAGGCAGUGAAAAUAUGACAAGUGAAACAAGUCGUUUCUUUAAUCCUCCACAAAAUAAUGUUUUGUCUCGUGCUAGGAAUGAACCUAGUGAUCUGAAUGCUAGAAAUAAUGACAGAAGUCGUCUCCUUCUUCAAAAUAAUUAUCUUUUGGCUUGUGUUUGGGAAGAUUUUUCAAGUGGAUGUACAAGUGAUUAUCCUUUUCUUGUGCGAAGAUCUUCAAAUACCGGAGAAGAUAGCAUAAAAUCUACAUCUCUAGGACAUGGAAUUGGAAACGUCAUUUCGACGGUGGACAACUCUUCAAAGGGAAAAAACCCCAUCAAUCCUAUAGGCAACACAAUCAACUAUGUGAAUGGUGAUAAGGAUAUUGGUGUUGCCUCUAGGAUUCCAAAUCCUGAUGAGUGA